Bursaphelenchus okinawaensis is the source of this 1719-nucleotide messenger RNA. Lineage: Eukaryota; Metazoa; Nematoda; Chromadorea; Rhabditida; Aphelenchoididae. The record is from the annotation of a GenBank genome assembly.
AUGACUAACACUAUAUUAGACACAAGUCUCACAAUAGAAUUUAUUGUACAAAAACUUUGGGAAUAUGAAGAUAAAGAUUGCUUUAAAAUAGAAAAUUUAGCAAGCUAUAAAGUAGAGGUUUGUUCCAUUUUUUGAUACUGUUAUUUAAAGAACUUAUUUAAAGCAUUUGUUUUGAAAAAAUACCAUACCUUGCAACAAAAUAAAUAUAAGUCCCAUGCAAACACUUGUAUAAUAUACGGUAUUAAAUUUUUCCAGAAUGACACAAACCCCGCAUUUAUGUCAAGGAUUGUCAGAGUUUUUUUAAAAUGGAAUACUUCAACUGGAAUAGACACCGUUUUACUAAAAGUAAACUCAAUUUUUAAUGUUUCUUUAUUUUUGUUUUAAAAUUUAUUUUUGUAACUAUUUUUUAUAUGCUUAUUACAGAUCCCCGGUUUUCAAAAUCCUGGAAAACAAGAAGACACGUCGCAAGUGGACCUCUUUUUACCACAAGCGCACACAGUAUGUUGAUUAUUCAAAUUAAAAAUUAAUUUGAAAUUUUUGAACGUUUUUUAAAUCAUAGAUGUUUUGCAAGUUUUCUACCGCGCUAUGAACAUACCAAAACUCAUAUUGCUGAGCUCUGUGAAAAUAUAUUUUUUAACUUACAGAAAGAAUGCGAAUUUUAUUCUUACUUCACAAAACUUAAUGAUUUGAAUUUAAAACUACCUAAGUACUAUUAUGGGCAUCAUUAUUCGUUACUUCAUAAUCAUGGAGCAAUCAUAAUGGAAGAUUUGAGCAAAAGUGCCAAAACAGAUAAUAUGUUCCCCGGCUUUACUAAUGAACAAGUUGAAGCGGUUGUGGUUGAGUUAGCAAAACUGAGUGCGGCUUCAUGGAAAAACCCUGGCUGGAUUCAAAAAGUUGGGAGACGUAUUAAAGGCGCCGAACACUUUAUACUUGAAUGUAAAGAUGUUGCUCAAAACUUAAGGAAAAUUAAAGGCAAUGUGUUUAAUAGUCUUUUAGAUAGAAUGGAGCCACUGUUUCAACCAGAUUCGUUAGAUAAAGUAUCUUACGUUGAGGAACCUUACCGUAAGAAUUACAAAAGCUACGACUCAAAAUUUUAUAGCUUCACCUAACUUGAUUUUUUUUAUUUUAAAAUAAUUAAGUUCCAGGUUUCUAAAUAUCUUGUUUUCAUUUUUGAUUAUAGCCUCCGGAAUACCGCCAGCAUGCCUCCAUUCAGAUCUGUGGUCAGCCAACAUUUUAUGGAAGACUGACCCCGAAGGAAACCCAUCUUCCGAGUUAGCUGCUAUUAUCGAUUGGCAAAUGGCAAAGGCUGGGAACCCAGCCGAAGACAUUUUACGACUCUUAGCUUCGAACACAACCGUUCAAUACCGCCGAAAAAACUAUGAACGUAUUCUUAAACUGUAUGUGAAAACGGUUAACGAAAUAAUGCAAUUGGAAUUUAUUACAUACGAGCAGGUAUAAAAUUUUCGUAAAGUUUUAGUUUUAAAAAAUGUAAACUUUAAUAAAAAAACAAGUUAAAUAGAGACGUAAACUUUACUUUAGAUUUACAAGGCAUACCAUGAAAGCAUGGCUUACGAAUCAAUAUUAGCAGUCUUUGGAGCCCCGCUGUACUGUAACAUGGAAAGCGUAACCGGCGGACCAAACAGUAAAGAAUUAAAAGAAGAAUUGUUAUGGCGUACGCAAGCACUAGUUGAAGAAACUUUAAACUAUUUUCAACUUUAA